Candoia aspera is the source of this 8586-nucleotide messenger RNA. RefSeq names its product Sp1 transcription factor (gene SP1). Lineage: Eukaryota; Metazoa; Chordata; Lepidosauria; Squamata; Candoiidae. The record is from RefSeq and is a predicted model, not a curated record. Gene Ontology annotation, biological process: regulation of transcription by RNA polymerase II. The coding region runs from base 182 to 2365 and encodes 727 amino acids. The transcript has 6 exons. Gene Ontology annotation, molecular function: DNA-binding transcription factor activity, RNA polymerase II-specific; RNA polymerase II cis-regulatory region sequence-specific DNA binding.
GUGGGGGCAGGAAUUUCUCCGCUGGAAAGAAGCGGCGGAGCCAGAUGGAUCCUCCGUCUACCUCUCUGUGGUGGUGCUGCCCAAGGUUGGGAGGGAAACGCAGGCGAUGCCGGACAAGGAGGGAGGAGAGGAAGUAGCAAGUUAAAGAAAAGCCUCUGUGUAUCAUGAUAUUUCAGAAGACAUGGUUAUUGUCAAGACUGAAAAGGUAGAUGAAGGCUGCAGUAAUGAUGGAGGAAACUGCGAGGGCCAGGAGUCUCAGCCUUCUCCUCUGGCCCUGCUAGCAGCCACAUGCAGCAGGAUUGAAUCUCCCAGUGAGAACUCUGAUGGUUUACAGGGGCAACAGGGAGGCUCAAGUGAACUGGACCUUGCUGCUGCAGCUCAAAUCUCCCAAAGCGCAAAUGGCUGGCAAAUAAUUUCCACUGCUUCUGGAACUGAUUCUCCCAAAGAUCAGGGGAGUAAUAGCAAUGAGGAGAACGAUUCGUCAUCCAAAAACCGAGCUAUCACCACUGGGCAGUAUGUGGUUGCUGCCACUCCAAAUAUGCAGAACCAGCAAGUUCUGACGGGCUUAUCAGGAGUGUUACCCAACAUUCAGUAUCAAGUGAUUCCCCAGUUUCAAACUGUGGAUGGUCAACAGUUGCAGUUUGCCACUGCUCCCACCCAAGUUAGUGUCCAGCAGGAUGCCUCUGGCCAACUGCAGAUAAUUCCAGGGACUAACCAGCAGCUCAUUGCAAACAGGUCUGGCACAGGCAAUAUCCUGGCCACCAUGCCAAAUCUCUUGCAGCAGGCUGUCCCCAUUCAGGGAGUAAAUGCCCUCUCAGGGCAAACACAGUAUGUCACUAACGUCCCACUGGCUUUGAAUGGCAAUAUUACCUUAUUGCCUGUUAACAGCAUUGCUGCCAGUUUGGCACCCACGUCUCAGUCAGUUACUUUGAGCAGUUCUACCUCUCCAGAGAACAGCUCUCAACCAGCAACUUCUGGCACCUCAAUCAGUUCCUCCAGUGUGGCUGCAACCCAAGCCAAUACUGCCUCUUUCUUCACCAGUGCUAACAACUACAGUGCCACUACCACAACAAGUAACUUGGGCAUCAUGAAUUUUUCCACUAGUGGCAAUGUGGGAACAAAUGUUCAGGUGCAGGCACCACAGAGGACAAACAGCACUCAGAAUGCUGAUGCUGUGCCAGUUACAGGAGUUGCAGUCCAACAAGGACAGCAGAAAGAUAUUGAUCAAAACCAGCAGCAGCAGAUCCUAGUGCAGCCUCAACUUGUUCAAGGAGGACAAGGUAGCCAGACCUUUACUCCUCAAGAUGCCCUGCAGAACUUGCAGAUCCAGGCGCUCCCCAACACUGGUCCAAUCUUUAUUCGAACACCCACUGUAGGGCCAAAUGGACAGGUCAGCUGGCAAACUAUUCAACUACAAAAUCUUCAGGUUCAGAAUCCGCAAGCUCAGACAAUCGCUUUGGCUCCAGUGCAGGGAGUGUCCCUGGGGCAGACAGGGAGCACCAGCACAACACUCACACCAAUAGCUUCUGCCUCUCUGCCCAGUGGCACGGUCACUGUAAACGCCGCUCAGCUGUCCUCUGUACCAGGCCUUCAGACCAUUAACCUUGGGGCCCUGGGAUCUGGCAUCCAGGUUCAUCAGCUGCAAGGGCUUCCUCUAACCAUAGCAAAUGCCACUGGUGAUCAUAAUACCCAGCUCAGCCUCCAUGGUACUACUGGUGAUGGACUGGCUGAUGAUGGAACAACUCUGGAAGAAGGGGAAGCUAGUCCAGAUGCCCAGCCACAGCAAGCACGAAGAAUGCGCAGAGAAGCCUGCACUUGUCCUUAUUGCAAAGACAAUGAUGGGAGAAGCUCUGGGGACCCUGGCAAAAAGAAGCAGCACAUCUGCCACAUCCCAGGCUGUGGGAAAGUAUAUGGGAAGACAUCUCAUCUGCGAGCUCAUCUUCGAUGGCAUACUGGCGAACGGCCAUUUGUUUGCUCAUGGAUGUUUUGUGGCAAGCGUUUCACUCGCAGUGAUGAGCUACAACGACACAAGCGGACACACACUGGAGAGAAAAAAUUUGCCUGUCCAGAGUGCCCCAAGCGCUUCAUGAGGAGUGAUCAUCUUUCUAAACACAUCAAGACCCACCAAAACAAGAAGGCAGGUGUACCUAACAGUGUGGCUAUGGACAUCUCUGCAGUCUCCAUUGAUGCAAAUGCUUCUACAGAGAGCACUGGUGGGGCAACACCUUCAGCCCUCAUUGCAACCAACAUGGUGGCCAUGGAAGCAAUCUGCCCAGAAGGCAUUGCACGCCUUGCAAGCAGUGGUAUCAAUGUCAUGCAAGUGGCUGAUCUCCAAUCAAUCAACAUCAGUGGCAAUGGAUUCUGAGGAUCUGUCUGAUAUUGUACAAACAUGGGAUUCUCAAGGUAGCAGUAGGUCCAAGGGAUGCCUUUCAUUACAGAAGUGAUGGAAGAUGGGGACUCAGCUGCCACAUCUAGCUUCCAGAUCCCAUUUCUGUCUCCCAGGAAGAUUGUGUGCAGAAUAAGGUCUGCUUGCUGUAUAGGUCAGCCUUGUAAUGUGUAGAGUGAAAUCUUGGGAAAUGGGGAUGGCCCAGAACUGGUUGAUUCAUUUUGUUUUGCUUUCUCCUCCCUCCCCCAUAAGGUCUCUUCACCUUUAUUAGGUACCCCAAUGCCAUCAUGCCUUGGUUCUAAAUGUAUAUGAUCAUUGAAAUACUUUUUAGCAGAAAAAAAGAUCUAUAUUAUUAUUGUUAUUAUUAUUAUUGUAAUUAUAUAAAAUUAUAAAAUAGGUUCUUUUGGAUGAAAGAGAUUAAAAAGUGCUGCGACCAAAGUCUUUGGUUGUAGUUCAGAUGCCUUAACUUGGAACUUAUCGAGCUGUUAAACGGCGCUCAGGCUUAUGUUCAGAUGCUAUAUUGCAUUUUAAUUGUAACUAUAAAAAUAUAAAAUUAGCUUUUCGUACGCUUAACUUUUAGGUUUGUCUUUUUCCCCAAUGCUUUCCUCCCUUAUUUGAGUAAACUCUCAGUCCCCCCUACCUUUUUUUUUUUUUUUUAAAGCUGCUUCCUGAUAAUUUUCACUUUUCUCCAUUUAAGUCCCUGUCACCCUUUUUUUCACCCAGAGUGGUAGGGUCCCUGAUCCACAGUGUGUUCUGAACUUGCCGGGGAAGGUGAGCCUAGGAAAGAUGAGACCAUGAGACAGUUUAUGUUCCUUGCCUUCCAAAUGCAUGAGUUCAACUUUGGCACAAAGGGAGUUCUUUUCAAUUCCUAGCAUAAAGCAGUGAAAUCCCCUUUGUUUAAAGUGCAUGCAUAAGGCCUGGGUAAUCUGCUCUAAGAAUACCAGGAAUCUUAAGUGUAUGGUGGAGCGGUCUUUAUAUGUGUUAUGGCCCAACUCAAGCCAUUGCACUACAGCCCAAGUUGGACUAUAGCACUGGACUCUGUUGUGCUUUGUUUAAGAUCCUGACAAAUACUAUGGCCAUGUAGUAAAGGAAAAAUGUUUGAAAGAAUGUUUGGGUUCUUUUAGCUUGAGAUACUUCAUUGCUAUGAAACACUGAGGGAUUUGCCCAGAUCUUUCCAGAUUGACAAAUGACCCAAUACUUGGUUUGGCUGCUGGGCACUCCAUUGAAAAUAAAGUAUUAAUUGGCUUUUGUAUCUUCUAUUUGUAACGUCUUUUUAGCAGCUUUCUUCUUAGCCACCCUGCUCCCUUUACGAGGUUACAUGCACCCUUAUGAGGACAGUUAUUAUGAGGAAAUUGCAACAAAGGGAACUAAAGUGGUAGUUCAAAUACCAAAGAAAUAAGUGAAGGCCAGAGAAAAAGUGACGGAGAGAAAAAGUGAUGCUUGAUAAUAGUUGCAGAAUCUUCGUUAAGGAAUGAGGCCUUACGACCCCCCCUCCCCCCCAUAAGCCUUCAGACAGUUUAGGCAUUUUUCCUAAGAUCUCUUGUGUUCACCGUGAACCACUUAGACACAGUGUUCAGCAUCACAGCAGACCAUUCAGCUGAUCAUAUCCUAUGUCCUUUUCCCGUUGCUAAUAAAAACAGGGCAGCUCCUCAGCUAAUGAACUAGCAUGGCAAAUUGUUUUCACUAAGUAUUGAGGGAAAUCUUUAAUUGCUACAUAGCCUUCAUGAAGUUCCUGCCUUUUUCAUUCUUCAGUAUUUGCCAUGUGCAGGGUAAAUUUCUGUGCCCCAGAAUGGUCACAAAAGGGUCCAUAAAUUGUUGCUGGGGAUUUAGAGUUAGUCAUUAUAUUUGGUUUCCGCUGCUUUCCUCUGAAGUCCUGUCAUCACUUCACUCCUCAGUAGCAUAAGAGCCAGUUCAUUGUUUUUCUCUGCCUUCAGUAAAAUGUUGUGUUGGUGGCAUCUUGAUAGCCCUCUUCCCGUGUCCUGUUCUAUUUUCCUUUUAUUGUGUUGACCCUUCUCUCUGCCUCCAUCUGGGGUAGUACCAAAAUCAUUCAUAUGAUUUAUAUCUGUUGCAGUGGUUUAGCCGAGCUGGAUUAAGGCAGCAUUUUUGUGAGGGCCAGGGAGAAAAAGUUAUUUUCCUUCCUCAGGACAACGCUGGGAUCAAGUUUAACAGUCCCCACAAUGGUCCGGGUGCUUGCAUCUGCAGACCCUUGGGGCUCGCUUGCCUGGAGUUGGAUAGUGCUUUCAUGAUCUUGUGUGAGUUUUUAAAAAUCAUUUCAAGAAAUACUCUGUUUCACAAGUGCUAUUUGUCGAGCUGAGAAAGGAUGGAAACAAGACCAAAAGCAUAGGCAUGUUAAAAGCUUAUCAAAAACAAGAAAGCCAUGGUGUAAAUUAUUGACUUCUGUAGAGCUGGUGAAUUAUCUCUACUGGUGAACUGAUCUUGUUCAAUUUGUUUUGGUUGAGGUGAAAUUAUUAAGACUGUAUCACUCCCUGCUUAGCCCUUUCCCUUUUUCUCUAUGAUCUUGACUCAGAUGGCAAACCUGUCAGGCAGGAAUUGGAUUGGAAAGGGCAGACCUAUACCAGUAACAUAAGAGACAGAUAGCAAACAUAAAGGAGCGUGCCAACAGGAGGACUGAAGGAUAUAUCUCAAGAAUUGUUAUUAGGGAGUUUCCUGGUCACAGUAGUAGGGACUUGUGGCCUUCCAGAUGUUGCUGCUAGACCAGAGGUAACAGCAUACUGUAUUUCUAAUGCAAGGCAAGCUUGUUGGCACAAAAUAGACCAAAUUCUGGCUGGUCAAAAGAGGCUGGAAAGUGCAGUCUCUGACUCAAUAUUGCUUCAAAAGCAAGAGAAUGUUUUAGGGUCUUGGAAUUGGAUGUUCCAGAGACUCAAGGAUUUCAGUAGUCUGAUUCAAGCUGGUUUUUACAGUGAUAGAUUUCAAAUAACAAUAAUACUGAAAUAAUUGAAUAUAGGCAUUAUUUGCCACAGUGAAGGGAGUAUGUAUAGUAUGCAGCAAUAAAGAAACUGCCUCAUACCUCAGGUUGCUGGCUUAUUCCUGCUACUUUAAACCCACUGCUUCAAGUUUGUCUUAGUAGCAGUUAUUUCUUGGGAGGGGGCAGUAUGAUACCUGUGAUACCACUAGAUGUCAUCUGAUUUUCAAAUUUGGGAAAGGAAAAAAAUGCUUUUAAGAAAAAAAUAAAAAUGCUCCAAAUCUCAUGACAUUUCUGUUUCCUAUUUUUACACACACACACACACAAACGUGUGUGUGCAUGCGUGCGUGCAUGCUCAUGAUGUCACACGAGCAUACAAUUGUAGGAUGGUGCCCACUACCUGAAACAGUGCCUGACUUUUGCUCUAAGCUUCCCUAGAAUGCCAGACAGUGUGUUGGCAUUCAGCACCUGCUUUCAAGUACCCAGUAUUAAUGGGAUGCUGCUAUGAUCUGUUGUAAUCCUUUUUCUGUGGACCACUAGCAUUUUCUCCCUGCUACACUGGUCUGUGCAAAAGCUUGCCUGUUCAUAUUUACACAUUUUCUACAACUGAGGAAACCACAUACUUUUUAAAAGCACAUUGGACAUUUUUGUUAUUUUGAAUGUUACUUUCUCACUCACUCCAGUGUCACUUGAGGAAGGAAUCCAUUUGUAAUCUGCAACUAGAACUUUUUGUCAUGUCAAACUUUCUAAGUCGGUAUCUCAGGUUGCCCAUCACAAAGGAUUUACGAGUCUUAUUGACUCAUGUUUGUUUUUUAAAGAGCAAUAUUGUUUAGUUUACAGCUGUUGCUGGAAGCCACAAAGACAGAAGCAGGGGUUUCCAGUCAGUGAUAGACAUCCAAUAAACCUGUGAAGUAUGAACGCUAAGGAAGGGAAGCAGCUAUUAUAAAUCUCUGUCAUUGAUGAUGGGGGUGGGAAUAUAUUAUGGAGAGAGGGCGAGCGUUUUUAUUUCUAAUAAUCUAAAUCUUAAAAAUGGGCUGAGUGCAUGGAAGCAUUCUGUCUGGGAAAUAUUGGAGAUUCUAGGUCCCUUGGUAGAUGGCAGUAUUUAUUUCUCCUAAGCGGUAUGAACAGUCCCUCACUGCAGUACCCAGUGACAAUUGCUAUUGUGCCUUUUUGUCAUACACUUUUUUCUGUGUUUCUUUCUGCUAGAAUUGAAGGUAUUCUCUGCAGUGUCCAAAGUAAAUUUAUGCAUGGUAUAAUGCCAAAUAUUUAGCAGAGUAUUAAAGAAAGCUGUCUCUACAAAGAUUAUAUUGCAUUAAUCUUGCCUAGUAGCAUUGACUUCCUUAAGUAUGUCCCUCUUCCUCCUCACCCUGACCUAAAAAUGCUCCUUUGGUUCUCAACCAAGGAGAAAUAUUCAACUCAGGUCAUAUUUUUCUUACAUGUAUAAAUCAUAUUGUCUGAAAUAGGUUCUUAUAUGUACUAUCACUGAACAUAAUAGCAGUUACAGAAAAAAUUACAGAAAGACAUCCAGUAAGUGCCUUUCAUUGAACUCCCAAAACUAGUCAGUCAAAAACUUUUCUGUGGAAAUUAUCAUUAACUUGAGACAACCUCUGUUGCCUCCUUGGCAAGCAUGCCUGUGACACCUUUUAGCAGCCCUGUGUUGAAGUUCUAAUCUUGCAUUCCAUUUAAACUCCUGUUUGGAAUUUUUAUGUGCUGGGACAUGAAUUGCCAUCUGUAUCUGUAGCAUCACUUAUAUUUUCCUUCUGUUGCAAAAGAGAUUUGCUUGCAUCAUUUUGUUUUAGCUCAGUAAACAGACAAGAACCCAGAUCUUUAAAGUCUUAAUGUAAGUAACCAUAACUACUUAUCACGUCUGCUUACGUGAAUAGGGGGUGCAGACUCCUGCCACUUGGAGUAGUGCCCUUGCAGAAAUUCGAUCUCUCCCUGUGAGUAGCCAUGUCAGAAAGCUUUUGGUGCAGAAAGAUUUGACUCUCUCGAGUCUGUGGGGUUUUAGAUAGUUGUCCACACUUUUAAGCAGUGGCAUCCCCAUUUGAUGUACCCUUCCCCACAUUUUCCUGUGGCUUCCAGAAGAUGGCCUCUGCUGACAAAGACGCUGUUCAGUUUUACACACAAAACUGAAAUAACCUUCUUUACUGUGUGUAUGCUCAGAACAAAGCUCAGUUAUUUGUAUGAUCAGCACUAUUGGCAGACUUGAGCUGUAUUUGAAAAAAAGAACAUCCCUUUCUGCAGGCUGUUUCUUUAGGGUGAGGUUAGUUGUCUUAUCCCAGAUGGAACAGCUUCAUGAAUUUUGAAAAUGACUGUCCAGUAAGAGAGGGCAGGGUAGCCAUUAAUUGGAGGGAUGCUGUGUGCGUGCAUGAGUCUCCGCUCCAAGGACAUUAAUUGAGGAUCAUUUAAACAUGCAGUUGCAAGCUGGGUCUUGGAAAAGCUUUACUGAACCUGCUGUUUAUAUAAACUGGCCUUAGUAUAAAACGUGUACAUAAAAAGAAAGCCCCUCUUCCAGAUGGUAAAACCUGUAUAAUUUUUAUAUUAUCUUAAAAUUACUUGCAGUGCUGUUUCUGGAAUAAAAUGUGCCUUUCCUUUUAUAAACAAGGAUUGUAUAUAGUUAAGCCAAUGCCAUCAGCCUUAAGAGAUCUCUGUAGCAUUUUGUGCCUUGAGCCAGACUUUUCUAUAUUUAAUCUUGUCACAGUCCAGAUUAAAUGGACCACAAGGGUCCAGUAAUUAAUUUAAUUUUCCUGAUCCACUGGCAAAAGGAUGAGCACUCGCUUUUCACAAGCUUUGUGGUGGUGGUUGUGGGGCAGGACGGAAUUUCAGCUCAGUCUGCAUUCAAUAAUUCAUGUACUCUGAUAAUCUUUAACAACGAUUUUACAUUAUCUCCAACAGCUUGUAAUUCUCUUCCAUAGUAACAUGGUUGCCUCUAUUCGUUUCCAGGAAGUGGGAAAGUGGGAAGUGACCUAAGGUGGAUGUGUUUUUUUAUUUUUGUUUUUCUGGUGCUUAUAGCACAGCUCUGCAGUCACUUAAGCCAACCUGUAACACUGGCAAUAAAAUAAUUUUUGUCUAUUCUAUGUAAAAGACUGUUUGUUUUAUCUUGUAAUAAUGUAUAUGCUUUUUUAAAAAAAAAUCCAAUUACCAAUGUAAUGAUGUCUGAAACACUUUUAAAAAGUGCUAUUUUUGUACAAAGAUUAAAAUAGUUUGCCUCCUUUGUAUACUGAUUACAUUUUUUUAAUGAAAGGAAUAAACAAGUAUCUACAGAGUUUGUAUUUAA